This is a messenger RNA of Melampsora larici-populina 98AG31, 678 nucleotides long. RefSeq lists its product as uncharacterized. Gene Ontology annotation, biological process: translation; ribosomal large subunit biogenesis. Gene Ontology annotation, molecular function: structural constituent of ribosome; RNA binding. Lineage: Eukaryota; Fungi; Basidiomycota; Pucciniomycetes; Pucciniales; Melampsoraceae. The coding region runs from base 66 to 509 and encodes 147 amino acids. Gene Ontology annotation, cellular component: cytosolic large ribosomal subunit; ribosome. The transcript has 3 exons. The record is from RefSeq and is a predicted model, not a curated record.
GUGGAACACGAGUUUUGCAACAUACACCAAACCCCAGACGCCCUUCUCCUCAAGGUUCAAGAACGAUGCCGGGCCCCAAGCUACACACUCCACCUACCUUCCGACGCUUCGUCGAGGUCGGACGAGUGGUGCUCAUUGAUGACCCAUCAUCCCCAUCCAACGGCAGAUUAGCUACUAUCGUCGAGAUUGUGGACCACAGCCGAGCCUUAAUCGACGGUCCUACCACCUCCGUUCCUCGCCAGGCAAUCGCCUUCCGUCGGGUCAUCCUCACUCCAUAUGUCCUCAAAGGUCUUCCCCGGGGCGCCCGCAGUGCCACUCUUGGCAAGGCAUUCGAGAAAGCGGAGGUUACCAACAAGUGGGAAGCAAGUAAUUGGAAGAAGAGCAUUGAUGCUAAGGCUGUUAGACGAUCGCUGACCGACUUCCAACGAUUCGAAGUCAUGCUGCUCAAAAGGCAAAAACGAGACAUCAUCGGCAAAGGCCUCGCCAAAGCAAAGAAAGCCAAUGCAUAAUUAUCUUACUAUCAUGCUAUCAUCUUCGCCCCGCUGUCCCAAUUACUGUUCACUCGGAGUUGACCUGCUCUCACUACCCACGCAUGGCUGCCCUUCGUCCCCAUAUGUCUCAAUACAAGCUGAUGGGUUUCUGUCGGAUGUUACUUGUCUUCAACGUCUCCGCUUUAUG